AUGCCCUCUGGUUCGUGUCUUUGCGGUGGCGUUAAAUUCUCCGUUACGAGCCCUCCCGACCUCGCCAUGACCUGCUACUGCCUCGACUGUCGUAAGAACAGUGGCAGCAGUGGCCAACUUCUCGCCAAGUACAACACCGAUGACGUCACCAUCGAUGACCCCCAAGGCCAGUUGACCACCUACAUCAUCGAAAAGACUCAGCUGGGUAAGCCUAAAGAUAAAUUGUUUUGCGGCAAGUGUGGGUGUACCAUUGCCACUAAGCCCCAAGCGUACGAGGGGAAAGUGACGAUUUUGCGGCUGACGUUGUUUGAUGAGCUUACGCCUGAGUUUGAGCUGAAGAAGACGUUAUUUGACGACGUUAAGUCCGAGUACUUCAGCAAGUGUCCCAUCAAUUAA
Messenger RNA from Diutina rugosa, 396 nucleotides. Its product is annotated as GFA family protein. The transcript has a single exon. The coding region runs from base 1 to 396 and encodes 131 amino acids. NCBI's taxonomy places the organism in Eukaryota, Fungi, Ascomycota, Pichiomycetes, Serinales, Debaryomycetaceae. Gene Ontology annotation, molecular function: carbon-sulfur lyase activity. The record is from RefSeq and is a predicted model, not a curated record.